Coffea arabica (coffee) is the source of this 1251-nucleotide messenger RNA. Lineage: Eukaryota; Viridiplantae; Streptophyta; Magnoliopsida; Gentianales; Rubiaceae. The record is from RefSeq and is a predicted model, not a curated record.
AUGCCCAUGCGAGGGAAGCCAGAGCAUUCGUUCAUAUCGACAGAAAUCAGAGGGUUUCUUGAAGAGGUAUUCUAUUCCAAUACAGAAUUCGCCGCAGUGGAGACAAAAGAUUCAACCUUUACGCACUUGUCAUCAAUGAAGAUCGAGGUAGAAAACAUCAAGAGCAAAAGGACUUCUCCUGCCUUAACCAAAUUUUUUGGGCACGUUAGAUCAAGAAAGAUGGCAUCUUCCGAAACAGUGGAGGAUGAUGAUCGCUGGCACGAGCAGGUAGACCUUUCCAAGUUGCUUCUUGGGCCGAAGCUUGGUGAAGGGACGCAUGGAAAAAUUUACCGUGGCAAUUACAAUGAUGAGUCUGUUGCUGUAAAAGUAAGCAAAGUUCCAGAUGAUCCUGAUUGCGAUGGAAAAAGGGAUUUACAUGGUACAGUAGAGAAGAAGUUCAAUCAAGAAUCUGCUCUCUUGCUUCGUCUCCACCACCCGAAUGUUUUGAAGUUCGUAGGGGUUUGGAGACAGCCACCUGUUUUUGGGAUCAUCACUGAAUAUCUAUCAGGGGGUUCCUUGAGGUCGUACCUGAACAAGAUUGAGCACCAACAUAAAUCUGUUCCCUUGCCUACAGUAGUCAGUAUGGCCUUGGAUAUUGCUCGUGGGAUGGCGUACAUUCACUCGCAAGGCAUUGUUCACAGGGAUCUCAAGCCAGAUAACGUACUAAUCAGCGAAGAUUUCCAUCUGAAAAUUGCUGAUUUUGGUGAUGCUUGUGAGGAAGCUCACUGCCAUCUUCUUGCUGAUCGCACGGGAACUCUUCGGUGGAUGGCCCCUGAGAUGAUGAAGCAGAAGAAAUCCUACAACAGGAAGAUUGAUGUGUAUAGUUUUGGACUAAUGUUAUGCGAGAUGAUUGCUGGAACAAUUCCAUUCGAAGGCAUGGCACCAGAAGCAGUCGUUUUUGGCGUGCUAAACAAAGAUCUGCGACCUACAGUACCUCAGCGUUGUCCUCCUGCAAUGAGAGAACUAAUUGUGCAGUGCUGGUCCUCCAAUCCUGGGAAGAGGCCAGAAUUUUGGCAGAUUGUCAAAGUUUUGGAGAAGUUUGAAACUUCACUGGCUUCUGAAGGAUCCUUGAAUAAUUUGGUCCUAAAUCUCACUUCUCAGCAUGAUAAGAAGAGGCUGCUUCUCCAUUGGAUCCAAAAGCUUGAUCCCAUUCGUCACUCGGAUAAAUUGAUCAACACUGCCUAUAAUAGGAGGCCGAUAAUGGUUUCUUGA